GAAUAUCUGGGAUCACUCUUGGAUGAUGUGUGUUACGGCGAUCAGCUGUUUUGCCGGCUGAUGCGCGAGCCCGCGCGUGCAGCGGCCCUGUGACGCGUUCGGCAACAGGCUGAACCCUGUUUAGAUUAGCGCAGGUUUCUUUAAGAGAGCACUUGGUAGCGCACAUCCACUCCCGUAUUUAACCAGGUUACUAGAGAGGGGUUUUAUACAAUUCGGCGUUAGUUCGGCCAGUCAAGUCACAUGAUCAAAGCCAAUUUACUUUCAUGGAAAGGUACAGCGGUGAGCGCUCCCGUCUAAUCGGCUGGUGCGCGAGCGCGCUAAUUACGCAGCUGUGUCAAAUUAAGCAGAGUAAAGAGACGCCACUAUAUAGCAGAACAAAGGUUUUAGUUCCUCCACAGAGCUGUGAGAAUACUACCAACAAGAGCUGAACAGACAGCCGGUUUUUCACCUACUGAAAAAUAAAAGGAAAAAAGGAAACAGUCUGGGCUUAUUGAGUGAAGUCCUGCCUAAUUGUUCAGCGUUGGUACACCCCUCCAAGUGUGGGGAGCACGGCGAAAAGCAAAAACACUUGACAGUGAAAAACCGCUGCAGCCCGUUGCUGCGUCCAGGCCCCGCCCGCUGCUGCGUCCAAGUCCAGUGUCCCAAAGUUCUCAGUAAAGCCCAAAAUGGCCGAGUCAAAAUCCCUGCAGCAGCUGAAGAGGGAGAGAACGACUGCCAAACAGCGGUUUACCCGACAAGCAAACGUAUUGUUAAAGUCUUGCAAGAAAAUGUCGGCAGAAGAACUGGUGGAUGCCUUCGGCAAGGUCACACUUGAGGUCGAAAAGGUACUGGAGGCAAAUGAGGAGGUGGAGACCUUGACUGAGGAGGUGGAGCUCGAACCUGCUGCUAAAGAGUACAUCAAUGCAGAUGUGAGAAAAACAGCAGAGGACUGUGAACAGAGGCUUGAAGAAGUGGAGGGCACCGUCCAGAGGGUCCUAUGGCAAAACUUUGGCUGCUCCGAACUCUCCCUUGCAGUGGAAGCAGCUGAAAAAGAGUGCAAGCGGGUGGUGGCCAACAAACCUAGCCUGAAGCUGGAGGUAUACGAUCUCAUGCUCAGCAACCUUGAGGGGCUGGUGAAGAUGGCAAAACAGACCAUGCGCCAAUGGACGCGGUGGGUCCCAGAAGGAGAGCAGCCUGACUUCCGGCAGCGUGUCAGGAAUGUGGAGACUUCGCUGCAAGAGUUAAUUUCUGACAAGGCUACCUUGCUGCAGGUGAAGCUGGAAAGCAAGCGGCCCUCUGAGGAGACACCACACCAGUCACCUACCAUCAAGCUGAAACCAACGGCACUCCCACAGUUCGACGGCAACAAGCGGAACUUCUACCUCUGGAGGAAAGAGUGGGAGGCACUACAAAGGCAAGGUGAGCCAACUGGCUCCAAGGAGGUCAGGAAAAUCCAGCUGUUGGACAGCCUGGAGGACAAAGUAGUGAGGGACCUUCGCCUGUCAACAUAUGGGACGGCGGAUGAAAUAUUUCGUGUGCUGGGGAAUCGGUUUGGAAAUAAAACAGCAAUAGCCCUGGAAAUCAUUGAAGAGCUGCAGGCGCUGUCACCAGUAAAAAGUUACCAACCCAGGAAGAUUGUCGAUUUAAUACAGGUCGUGGAAAAGGCCCUGUAUGACCUCAGUGAACUAGGAAACACUGGGGCCCUGAAAAAUCCACUCGUUACCAAGUCCCUGGAGAGUAAGCUGCCAGACGGCUUAAAGAAGGAGUGGCUGGUCCAUGUGUCGGAAGGAGAGGAAGCCUCAUCACCUGAGGAGAGGUUUGACAUGCUCCUUAAGUUUCUGAGAAGUCAGGAAAAGAUUUAUGAGCAGCUGGACCAGCUCAGGGAUGAUGACCCUAGCAGGAGGGAGUCAAGAGUCCCACAAAAACAUGCCCGAACAAAAACCACCAACUCCUCAAGCUCCCAAGCAUCCUGUGUUGUCUGUGGAGAGAGGGGCCAUAGAAAGAGACUCUAUUACUGCAAGAAGUUCAAAGCUCUCAAAAUAGCAGAGAAAAAGGAAGCAGUUAAAAAAAUUGGCGCUUGUGGGAGGUGCCUGGAGGUCCACGAUGAUGACGCAGAGUGCAAGACCACCUUUCUGUGCAAAAGCGAGGGGUGUAAUGAUGCUCAAGGCCUGGGUCAUCACUACUACCUCUGUCCCAAGGCUACAAGUAAGGGAGAUGGGCCAAGGAAGCCAAAGCUCAGUCCAGCAAAAGGGGGAUGGAAAAAGUACACAGAGGCCCAGGAAGAGUUCCUGACAAGCCUGCCCCCUGACUCAGCCCAGCGGUGUCGUGAUGUCUUCUGCAACUCAGUCUCAAAGACAUUCAGUUCAGCCGUAUCUGAGAGGAGUUUGCUGGCAGAGAGUGGAUUCGAAGAGUUCCCUGUCAUAAUGAUGAUCCUGGAAGUUACUGCAAAUGCUGGACAGAGGAUUGGGACCCUGAUUGACUUGGCGUCUGACACGAACUACAUCACUCAUGCGGCUGCAGGGGAGCUAAACCUGAGGAGUGAGGAUGUGACGCUCAUAGUCCAUGGAGUCGGCGGGAUGCAAGUGACAGUGGAUACCAAGCGUUACUUCCUGAAGAUCCGGGUCACAACUGCAAAGGGAACCCUGAGGUCUCACCAGCUUGUGUGUUACGGACUGGACAGCAUUGCAGAGGUCAAUCGCCACAUACCACCCAAGACACUGCAAAAAAUAUUCCCGGAUGUCCCUCUUCAUGAACUGGUCCGUCCUACUAAAAUCAAGCUCCUCAUCAGCCAUAAGGAAGGCCGACUCGUCCCCCAAAAAGUGCGCUCUGUUGGUGACCUUGUCCUGUGGGAUGGUCCCCUUGGGAAAGCAGUGGGUGGCUCUCAUCCAGAUCUCAUGGAAGAUGUUAAAGUCAUAGCCCAUGGAUCUAGAACCCACUUUGCCCGCUCCAUGCGCACAGCAGCUGUUGCAUACCAGGAGGUCACUAGCAGGAGCCCAGUUCAUCACCUUCAACUCACCCAAGCAGUCACGUCUGCUGCCAACCGAGACUUCAUAGACUGGUGGAGGUGGGACAGUAUUGGGGCUGCGUGUGAGCCCAGGUGUGGCGGCUGCAGAUGUGGAAAUUGCCAACCUGGAGGGAAGGAGAUGACAAUCUCUGAGGAGAGAGAGCUGGAGCAAAUAAAGAGUGGACUGACCUACAUCAGUGGAGAUCGCCACAGCGAGAAACCACACUGGCAUGCAAAGUACCCUUGGGUGCAGGAUCCAGCAACAUUGCCAAACAACAGGAGAGCAGUCGAAGCAGCAUUCCUGAGGACUGAAAGGCAGUUGGCAAAGGAGCCAAGAUGGAAGGCGGCCUACAGAGCUCAAGUCCAUGAGAUGGUCGAGCGGAACGCUGCUGUCAAGCUGUCCAAAGAAGAGUUGGCAAGCUGGUCUGGACCUGUAUGGUACAUCAGCCACUUGAUUGCCCCAAACCCCCGCUCUGUGACUACGCCAGUCCGCCUCGUCUGGAACAGUAGCCAGAAAUUCAGAGGCCAGAGCCUGAACGACCUGCUCAUGAAGGGUCCAGACGUCCUCAAUGACAUCCGUGCUGUCCUCACCCGGUUUCGUCAAGGUGUCUUCGCAGCACUUGGGGACAUCAGUAAAAUGUAUAAUUCUGUAUGGCUUGAGGACCGGGAAGUACACCUGCAUCGCUUCCUGUGGAGAGACUCUGAGGAAGAGGACGUCCAGGAAUACGCCAUCACUAGAGUUAACAUAGGCGAUAAGCCAGCCGGCUGUAUCGCUCAAGUUGCCAUGCGGGAGACAGCCAACCUGCCAAUGUUUCGCCAUCUUGAAGGAGAGCGUCGAGUGUUGGAGCAAGACGCUUAUGUGGACGACAUCUUGACCUCGCAUGAUGACCUGUGCCAGCUCAAGCAAAUAACGACCAAUGUUGAGCGCAUCCUGAAAGCCGGAGGAUUCUACAUGAAGCCAUGGGUUUACUCCGGCCAAAGUGGGAGGUCAGAGUCAAGGCACUUAAAGAAGGAAGCACCCCCAGUGAUGGUCCUCCCAAACCAACUCUCUGAGGAGAACAAUAAAGCCCUGGGCCUUGGGUAUGAUCCUGAGAGCGACAAGCUUCACUUGAUGGUAGCUGUGAACUUCUCCAAAAAGAAAAGGAAAAUGAGACUCGAAGAAAACCUGUCAAGAGAGGAAGUCAGGGCUCGCGCGCCAGAUCCACUCACCCGAAGAGAGCUCCUCAGCCAAGUCUCUGGGCUAUACGACCCCCUAGGCCUUGCAACUCCUGUCAAACAAAAGGGAGCCAUCUUGGUGAGGAGAGCUUUCCAGGAGGCAAAGGUCAACUACAGUCCAGCAGUAGACACGUGGGAUGCGCCUUUGUCUGAGGGCCUCCGUGAAGAUGCCAUCUGCCUCUUGGAAGACUACGCUGAGCUCAGCCAGGUGAGGUUCAUCAGAGCCUUGACGCCACCUGACCCAUGUACCAAGCCCUGUGGUAUCACCUUCUCUGAUGGUAGCGAACGCUCUUAUGGUGCCGUAUUGUACCUUCGGUGGCAGGUACCAGAAGACGUGACCAUACGACUAGUCGAAGCGAAAGCCAGACUGACGCCAUUAGAUCACAAGGGGGACGCUGUCAAGGCUGAGGUCUGCGGAGCAGUCUAUGCAGCUCGUCUGAAAAAGCACUUCCAGAAACAAUGCAGCAUCCAUGUGGAGAAGUGGCACCACCUGGUCGACAGCCAGACAGUCCUUGGAGCCAUCCAACGUGAAAACUACGGCUAUCAAACAUUUUUUGCCAACAGAAUUGGGGAGAUCCAAGGCAGUACAAAUGUCCAAGACUGGUGGUGGAUCCCUGGGCCCCUCAAUAUUGCAGACAUUAUUUCAAGAGGGGCGAGCCCCAAGGAGCUGGACGAAGGCACAGAGUGGCAGCAGGGUCCUAAGUUCCUAAGUCUCCCAGAGACAGAGUGGCCAGUGAAGUCCGCCAAAGAUGUUGCUGUCAAGGCCAAAGAGAACCUCAUGCGCAUCCAGAGAAAGACGUUUGUUGCUGCCCUGACCCGAGCUGGAGAGAAGGCGGAGCCCAGGCCUGAACUAAUCUUAAGCCCCACUGAUCUGCACCGGCCUCCUGCCGGAGAUGCUGUCACAAGUCUGAUGGAUAUUCAGCGAUUCAGCAGCCUAACCAGACUGGAAAAGUCACUCGCACUGGUCUGGAGGGCAGCAAAGAAGUUUUUCGUGGCACAGGAAGAUCAAAGUGGGAGGCAGUCCCGUUCAAUGGCACAGUCACCGUGGCAGAAAGAGAGGAUGCCUUCCGAGACCUCUGUCUAG
Molecule: messenger RNA, 5282 nt
Organism: Dunckerocampus dactyliophorus (ringed pipefish)
Lineage: Eukaryota; Metazoa; Chordata; Actinopteri; Syngnathiformes; Syngnathidae
Exons: 2
Coding region: 666-5282 (1538 amino acids)
Source: RefSeq, a predicted model, not a curated record